Heterocephalus glaber (naked mole-rat) is the source of this 1023-nucleotide messenger RNA. RefSeq names its product serum amyloid A-4 protein. Lineage: Eukaryota; Metazoa; Chordata; Mammalia; Rodentia; Bathyergidae. The record is from RefSeq and is a predicted model, not a curated record. Gene Ontology annotation, cellular component: extracellular region.
CUACUGUGGAUAAGGAGACACUGUUACUCAACACUCAUGGUAUUUGCUGAGAAGGAUUAAGCAAGAGGGAUUUUGCCAAAGCAGUUGUUGGAUUUAAGACCUGUCUUCCUAUUAACGCUGAAGCCAGGAGAUUCCAGCUGGCUUUUCACGGCAGCAAGGUACCAGCAGCCUCCCUUCCCCUGGAAUUUCAGAUGGAGAAAGGAUCACAGCACAAUGAGGCUCUGCAUUGGCAUUGUCCUCUGCUCCUUGGUCCUGGGAGUCAGCAGUGAUGGCUGGUACUCCUUCUUCAAGGAGGCUGCCCAAGGGUCUUGGGACAUGUGGAGAGCCUACUGGAACUUGCAAGUAGCCAGUUACCCAAAUUCAGAGAGAUACUUCCAUGCGCGGGGGAACUAUGAUGCUGCCCAAAGGGGACCUGGUGGGGUCUGGGCUGCGAAAGUGCUCAGGCUCCCAGGGUUGGGGUGGUCUGCAGAGCCAGAGCAGGACUUGCAGGGACAUGUCUUCUCUCACCCCCAAAGAAAAACAAUGCCGGGAAGUACCUUCAGGGCAUCUCAAACCGGUUUUAUUAUGGAAUGAGCAACUAUGGAUCAGAAAACAUUGAGUCCAACCAGAAAGCUGAGGAAUGGGGCCGAUAUGGCAAAGACCCCAAUCACUUCAGACCACCUGGCCUGCCUGAGAAGUACUGAACUCACUGUUCUUAAUGCUGUCUGGGAACUAGGCUGGGAACCACACACCUCUCCCCCUGACACAGUGUCCCUGGGCCUUGUGCCCUAGGAACUGGUACAGGACACUUAAGAUGCCCAAUGACUAUGUGUCAAAGAAUUUGUUGGUGGAAACUGGGAACAUUGAGAUGGACUUUCUAGGAAGAAUGACCACUUGGUGUUGCACAGAAGACAAACAGCCCCAUUGAGGAUGACCCUAUGACUGUGGUGGUACAGGAACCCCCAGUUGGCCUGUAAUGAUGUGUGUUCGUCAGCUUUCCAUUGCUGUGACAAAAUAUCUGAGAAUAAUAAUUUAAAGAAGGAA